This is a messenger RNA of Botrytis deweyae, 5007 nucleotides long. RefSeq lists its product as uncharacterized. Gene Ontology annotation, molecular function: chitin binding; hydrolase activity, hydrolyzing O-glycosyl compounds. Gene Ontology annotation, biological process: carbohydrate metabolic process. The record is from RefSeq and is a predicted model, not a curated record. NCBI's taxonomy places the organism in Eukaryota, Fungi, Ascomycota, Leotiomycetes, Helotiales, Sclerotiniaceae. The transcript is spliced from 13 exons. Bases 1 to 5007 code for a protein of 1668 amino acids.
AUGGCAGAGCAGUGGCGGCUGCUACGCUCAAAACACGCUCUUUUAGCUCUUUUCUUUUUAGUUAUCACCAUCACUCUUUCCGGGCCGUACAUAGGACAUGGUUUGCAGGUUUUAAGGACCAAGGAGUCAUUACCCACCCAAGCCGAAUUGUCUUCAACAUUUCGUAACACGGGAUUCAAGCGUGACGAUGAUGAAUACGUUUGCUCUGCAGACAAGCCAUGUGCAAAUGGUGCAUGCUGUGGUUCUUAUGAAGGAACGACAACAGGAGUAUGCGGUUAUGGCUCUACCUAUUGCGGAGAUGACUGUACAUCAAAUUGCAAUGCCACCGCACCAUGUGGAAAAGAUGCACUUGCUGAAUACAUUUUCUGCCCCUUGAAUGUUUGUUGUUCGCAGUAUGGCUUUUGUGGAACUGGAGAACUCUUUUGUUCCGAUGGUUGCCAAAAUAACUGCGUGUCAGAACCCAUUCCGCCUUCUGGUGGAAACACAAAAGGGGUCUUAAACAGAGUGAUUGGAUACUAUGAAGGAUGGUCAAACUCACGCAGUUGCUAUGCCUUUCCUCCUAGUGCUAUUCCGACUUCGGGUCUCACGCAUGUGAACUUUGCCUUUGCCUACAUUGACCCCGACACGUUCCAAAUUACUACCAUGGAGCCUGAUAUGCCAACUUCUCUGUUCGUUGGAACUGCAGAUAUCAAGUCACUCACUUCUGGCUUGUCAGAUGUCGAGAUCUUCAUCUCCAUUGGUGGCUGGUCAUUCUCAGACGACUUAACUACGACACAGCCCGUAUUUUCCAAUAUUGCAUCGAGCGCAGCGAACCGAAAGAAGUUCGCCAGUAAUCUUGUCAACUUUUUGAAAGAAUAUGGCUUUGACGGAGUCGACUUCGAUUGGGAAUACCCUGGCGCUCCCGACAGAGGCGGUAAAGUAGAGGAUACGGAAAACUAUGUUUUUUUAUUGGAAGCUGUGCGUGAAGCUUUUGAUAAUUCUGAUGGUUCAUACGGAAUCAGCUUCACGGCACCAAGCUCAUACUGGUAUCUACAAUGGACUUGGGAUUCAACGGACCCAAUUGGAAGUAUAGUACAAGCCCACACAAACCUUACCGAAAUCAAAGACUCAGUCGAGCUUCUGUGGCGAGUUAACAUCCCUCCAGAAAAAGUUGUUCUAGGUCUAGGUUUCUAUGGCCGUUCAUUCCAACUGUCGGACACAUCUUGUGGAUCUCCAGGCUGUGCAUUCUCCGGUGCCGCUGAAGCAGGAAUAUGCACUAAGAGUGCAGGAACGCUUGCAUACUUUGAAAUCAUGGAUAUUAUAGAUAAACAAACCCCGGAGAUUACUUGGGAUAAGACCGAUGCUGUAAAGUAUUUCCAGUAUGGUGCCACGAAGAACCAGUGGGUAAGCUACGAUGAUAGCGAUACGUUUGCGCAAAAGGUAAAAUGGGCCAACAGCGUUGGGCUGGGUGGAGUGAUGAUCUGGUCUGUUGACCAAGAUGAUACUGAUUUCGAUGCGCUCAAAGGUCUCAUUGGCGAAGACAUCCCCAAAUUGUCUAAACUCGAGACCGCAUCUACUUCGGUUGCAGGCAGUUGGGCAAGCCAGAACGGUCAAGAUUGUCAGGAAACUGACUGCCUCAGUGACUCGGAAGUUGGAUCCUGGGGAAGUGACUUCGCAAUUGCGCCCAAUGGGGGUGCUUUUACUGAUACUUGUGGCAAAAAUAAGAAGAAAUACAUCAUCUGCCCUAUUGAUGCUAUGCCUAGUACUUGUCAAUGGAGGGGUGGUGAGACAGGUCGUGCCUGUCAUGGUCAAUGCCACACAAACGAAGUCACCCUCUUUUACUCCAAACAUGCCACUGUUAACUGUUUAUCACCCGGUCAGCAAUCUUUCUGUUGCCAAUCCAACACUUGGAGCGAGUUGGUUGGCUCUUGUGACUGGUCUGCGGAUGACACCUGUGCUGAGGGAAAAACAUGGGUCGCCAUGAGAAACACAUAUGAUUAUGGGCACGAUAUUGAUUACAGUGGAUAUCGCACUAUCCAACAAGCUUAUUGCUGUGAUUCUGGCUUUGACGAUUGCCAUUGGAUUGGCAAAGGGAAUUGCGAUGACAACGAAUGUGCCGACUAUGAGAUAGAACUAUGCACUGACGAUUAUGGAAACUCGAUGUCGUUAUGUGCCAGCGGCUGGAAUGGUCGAAGCAAAGUUCUGUGCUGUACACCGCCGAAUAGUCUCAACCCGUUCCUACCGGUUCCACUCGCAAAUAUUUUUCCCACUUUACCACCCACUACAGAUAUUCCGGAUUUUGAAAUCAAGCCCAUUCAAAAUUCGCCUACAUCCUCGGGUUCGGAUACAGUCUCCGGGGCAUUUGGCAUGGUUGUGAUUGAUGGACCCGCUGAUGUAGUAACCAGUCUCUCUAAGAGAGACGAUUCGCAUAUCGAGUUUUUAGAUUGUGAGCCCACCGAGAAACGAGAUCCCAAGUCAACUUAUACAGUACGUUAUGUUUGUAUGAAUGAUUCUACCGAAUCUAAUUGCGACGCGGUCCACCAAGGCGGGGCAGAGGGUACCAUUGUCAAGCUUCCUGAGGGUUGUGGUUUUGGAACAUAUGGUGUCGUUAGGGCUAUCAGAUUAUCGAAUAACCUGACAGUUGAGCAUGAACUUCGACAAAGAACUCCGUCGCCCAAUCCUCCCGUGUACGAAAUGGAUAUUACCUAUGAUUACACACUUGUCAAACGGGAUUCCGGAACAGUUUAUGUUCGAAUCGACUAUGGUGAUACCGUAGGAUAUUGGAAUGAUAUUGUUUUGGCAGAUGCAAUCACAAAGAGAGGUAUGAACGAGUCCGUAAACAAGCGAUUCUGGAGUGCCGACGCGGCAGAUUGGAAGACUGAGUUCGAUGCGAUUCGUAAUCUCGGUCUGCCCAAUGCGUAUACGCUAAAUUUGGAAGAAAACGAUAUUUAUCAGCUGUUAUACUCUGGAGACGUGAAGGAUAGCUGUGGUGAGGACGACGGAUGGCUUAAUAUCGAAUUAGAGGGCUCCGUUGCGAGUAAACUCAGAUGGGGAGUGACCAUGGUAGGGACAAUUUCCCCUGAGAUCAGCUUCGAAGAAACUUAUGGGUUUUUCGACGUUGACAUGGAUAUGUCAGGCACCAUCAUGCUUGAUGGAAAGGCAUCAAUCAACGUUGGCGGUAGCACAAAGCCAGCAUCAGUUUUCGAUACUGAUAUCUCCAAUUUCGCAUUCAGUGAACCAGGAAUUGUUUCCUUUACUCCUAAAAUGAACAUUUUAGCAAGUAUGACAGGGCAGGGAACCAUUGAUUCGGACUUUAGACUAAGUUUCAGGGCUGGGACCGAUGGAUAUGCUCGAACAAAUGCACCUUUAUCCUUGGGCGACCUUUCUGGUGAUGUUGAGAAUGUUGUGGGGCCCGAAUGUUGGACCGGAUUUGCCGGUGGCUCACCAGCAUCCACAGGUCAGAGAUUGAGCGAGAGGGACUCUAGCUCCAGUGUUACCCUUCUCGGAUUGCUCCUUGCAAUGCGGACAUGGCUAGAAAUAGAUGUGUACAAUAUGGGCACCAGUGCCAAAGGGGCUACUGCAGAAUUCAUAGUAGAUGUGCCGCAUUAUAUCCGCAUUGUCAGUGACAGCGGCAACACUAUCAGUGUCAUUGGUGGUGAUCAGCAGGUUGGUGUUGAGGUUUAUUCAUCUGGAAUCUCAUCAAAGUGGGAGCAAGAUGAUACUAGUCACCUGGUGGGAUCAGUUGGUUCGCCAUACGUUUUCACGAAUGGUACUUCGAAUGAUGCACCUUUACGCACUGCGCCUAAUUGGGGGUCAAAUGCUGUGAUUACUGGCGAUUAUGUCGGAUGUUCCGGAAACAGCUCUACUAAGCUUGUCUGCCGUCAAACUAGUAACAUGUCCGGUUUCGACCCAGAUUGGCUCAUCGACCCUGAAACAGGUGAUUCUAUUGCAAAUGAGAGGAGACGGAAACGAGAUAUUAACCAUUCAGUCUCGCCACUUCCAAAGGAACAUUUUCUCUUACCCCGACCUUUUGGCGCUCCAAGGAAUUUCACUGUCAAAGGACCCACUGGAAAUUCCUUUAUAAUAACAUCUCACAAAUAUCCCAACCGACAAGGAGGCGCAUAUCUCCUGAGCGUCAAUCCGAACGCAGGCCGAUUUUGGUUGGCCAAUCCUGAAGAUUGCGAGGACAUAUCGUUUACAUCUGCUGGAGACCCAAACGGAGCGAAAUGGGUUACUGAGCAUAUUGUGGAGUUAGGUACCUUCAAAAUGUUUUUGGAAUGGAUGUUGGGUACCACAACUAGAGGUCUCCAGAAUCGGGUUUUGACAUCAGGUUAUGCAUCAGUUGAUCAGCCGUUGCUGGCUCCUGAUGGGCCCUUCCAGUUGCCCUGGAAUACGUGGUCCACUCUGCAAUCUGCAAGCACACCGAUUGACGAUAUAUGGAGAGCUUUUGGUGAUGACACCAACCCCGGUGUGCUUGUCAACACCGAAUCUGUCUUCAAUGGAAUCAAAUUACAGGUUUGGCAGGGCAACUCUCCUAUGGCCGACGCCACAUGGGAUGCAAAUGAUUACGAUGAAACAAGCGAGUUGACGGGUAGCUUCUCAGCUCAAGACGGCAUUUCCACCAUCCGCGCGGCGACUUCGCUGUUCUCCUAUUUGAACAACGAAAUCAUUCAUGGAAAUCUGGUCCAAACAAUGAAUUCGAUAUACGCUACAUUCGCAGCUUUUGACCAGCAGGCCAACCUUCAUCUGGCAGCCGAGAAUCGGAUCAACACAGCUGCAAUGUUCUCUGAAUUUGUCUACUAUGUAUUGUGGCCGAGACUUGAGGGGGUACAAACAUGGAUCGAAAGGCGCAUAGGAGCGAUGAGGGACGCCUGGAACGCUGUACUGGAUGGUCCAACAAGCACAGCGCGAGCAGCACAAGUUAAUCAAGUCUUGGGCUCACUUCAAGCUGUGUUGAUCCAGGUGAGAGAGGUUGCAAUACUGGAUACUGGGUUUGACUUUGACCCACCAGAGCCAUCCAAGAAAUGA